CUAUCCGUAUUCCGCUAACCUGCUCUGGAUGGGGAGCUGAUUACAUGGACUGCCUGCUUGCACCGCAAUGGUUAACUGACUGCGUGAGAUUGUGCUUAACUCAACAAAACCACUGCAGUGAGAAGGAGAAAACAAUGAACGGAUGGAAAUGAACAGCCCAUCAGAGAAGAGUGAUGCAUUCCGGCUAGGGCGGUCCAGGCUGCAACGAGAGUCUGAAGGCUGCAUCAGCCUCUGGAAUCUGCAUUCAAGCUGAGCCUUAGCCUUCCAUCAAAGGAAGAAUCUCUGCUGCACAAAAAGGGCUGCUCACCAGCACUUGAAACAUGGCCAGUAACCAGGCUGGCUUACAGGAUGACCAGAGCAGGCACUGCAAGCUCUUAUCCUAUAUGUUCUACCAGGCUGUGAGAGAUCACAAGCCUGUGUGGAUGCUAGAAGACAUGAGGACUAUGGAAUAUUUCUACUGGGAGCAAAAUGCCAGCUUGAGGACAUAUUCCCCUUCAGAAGCCCUGCUGUAUGCUGUGGUGCACAAUCACCUGCCUUAUGCCCAGUAUCUGCUGUCUCAUUUUCCAGAGGAAGCUCUCAAAGUGCCCGGAGAACAUUUCUGCUAUUGCCCAUCCUCUGCCCCUCACCUGGCCAUGGCUGUAACAUAUGACAGAAGAGACAUUUUGGGGCUGAUCAUCAGCAUUGCACACAAACUGCCUAGUUUGAACUCCUACAUCAACAGAGCUGGCUGCUUUCACCUGGAAGAUGGCAAGACCCCUCUGCAUCUCGCCUGUGAGCUCCUGAGGUCUGAGACAGUCCUCAUCCUCCUAGGAAAUGGGGCCUCUCCCAGGAUAGAGGACAGUAAAGGUUUCACCCCACUGGAUGUUAUCCUAGAGCAGAUGUGGGAGUCCAGAGUCAACGUAGCAACCAAAAAACUCUGCCUUGAUUACCUCUUGCUAUUCAUGCCGAAUCCCCGGUUCAAGAUGUGUGAGUUUCUACGAGAACAUCCAGAGCACUGGACACUCCUGCUAGGGGAGGACAAGUUCAACAGCCUGGUGGGGAACAUACCUGCGUCCUUAUACCUGCAAGCUAUGCAAACCAUUCUCCAGACUCUUCCACCCUCCCAUUUUCCUAAAAGCAUCCAGGAACUCCCUAUACCUCAAGCACUGAAGCCUUUGCCUUGUAUGGCCAAACAGCUUCCAACAAAAAAUAUGGUAAAUGGUUCCCCCUGAUUUUUUUCUUAAAAAGUAUAAUGUCAUCUUUAUUUUAACUUUUUCACAGUUGGGAUUUUCAAAGUCACUUCAGGCUACAAACUGAAAUCCAGAGUAUUCCCAUUUGUGCUAACGAAAUACUCUCGGGUAAGUCAUGUAAGGGCUUGUGCCUUAUGGAAUUUGCUUCCCAAGUACACUGAAUUUUCAUGCGGGCACCUUCUUGUCUCUGCUGCCACUGAAAAUCCCACCUUGAUAUGUCUGGUGUUUUCACUUUGUAAAUAUUUUGUGUAUGUUUUGUUUUUUAAUGUGGAGAAACAUAUAUGUUUAUUACUGUCAGUUGCAAUGCAAGCCUUUUGUAGCAAGACAUAGGGGGUUGCUGGAUGAUUGAAGUGUAUGCGAUGAUUGGAUGGUCUCUGUACUCUUGCAGGCAGAGUUAACGGUGGGGUUUGGAGAGGCUUUGUGUGAGAGACAGUAAGGUGUGUGCAAGAAAGUUGAGCAAGAUGCUAUAGAAUGUGAGAGAAAUCGGAGUUCUGUUAGAAGUUAUGAACCUAAGUGGCAAGAGAGGAAAAUAAUCCCAUGGGGAAGUAAUUAGCCUAAGGGGCAAGUAAGGGAAAUAAGGCUGUAUGGAGGUUAUUAGCCUUUGUGUCUAGGUCUUUUUAUAACACUUCAGACAGAGAGAGAAAAAGAACUGUUCACCUAUCUGAAACUAUCAUGUUUAUGUACCUGUCUGAAACCAUGAAGCUUAUUAACUAUAUAGAAACCAUUACGCUGUUAUAAAUAAACUCUAUUUAUGUUUAAGAAA
Sphaerodactylus townsendi is the source of this 1992-nucleotide messenger RNA. RefSeq names its product ankyrin repeat domain-containing protein 9-like. Lineage: Eukaryota; Metazoa; Chordata; Lepidosauria; Squamata; Sphaerodactylidae. Gene Ontology annotation, molecular function: protein binding. The coding region runs from base 321 to 1211 and encodes 296 amino acids. The record is from RefSeq and is a predicted model, not a curated record. The transcript has a single exon.